Sphenostylis stenocarpa is the source of this 900-nucleotide messenger RNA. The record is from the annotation of a GenBank genome assembly. NCBI's taxonomy places the organism in Eukaryota, Viridiplantae, Streptophyta, Magnoliopsida, Fabales, Fabaceae.
AUGAUGAGGCCACUCUUUCUGUUCUUCCUUCUCUUCUCUAUCGCCUAUGCCUCCGAACAAAUCUUCCCUGCUCAUAUCGGUAGCAUAUUUGGUACUGCCGGUGCCGGUGCCGGUGGCAGUGGCCGCUCUCGUGAACCUAAAUACAAUAUCGAAUUCCAUCCCCUAGAUUCCCCAUUUAUCCCUGAUGAUGACCAGGAAUCUAUAACCAUACCAGAUAAAAAUGGACAGAGAUUUAUCUGUUACUUACCUAAAGUGGAAAAGGAAAAAAGUGGAAAGCCUGUUAUCCAGCACAAUGUUAGCAGUAUGAUUGUCGAAACUGAGAAAAGGAUUAAGCAGAAGACACCAGAUGAACUGCUAGAAGCAUUAAAGGGUCCAUGCUUUGUCAGGCAAGAAGGUUGGUGGUCAUAUGAAUUUUGCUAUCAAAAGAAGUUGCGGCAACUACAUUUGGAAGACGAUAAGAUUGUCCAGGGGUUUGUCCUGGGAGAGUAUGAUCCGGAGGCUACAGCUGCAUUUAACCAAAAUCUUUCUGACAUUUCUACAUUGAAGGAUCCCCGUUCAAAAGAUGCAUCUCAAAGGUAUCAUGCUCAUCAGUAUACUAAUGGAACCAUGUGUGAUCUUACAAAUAGGCCACGAGAGACUGAGGUGAGGUUUGUUUGCUCCGAACCCAGAGCAAUGAUUAGUUCAAUAACAGAGAUUUCCACUUGCAAGUAUGCACUUACAGUGCAAUGUCCAAUGCUAUGCAAGCACCCAUUGUUUCAAGAGGAGAUACCAGUAUGGCACACCAUCGACUGUAAUGUUCUCCCAAAGAAUUACGUGGAUGCCAAAGUGAGACAAGAAAACAAAAAUACGGACAUUGUUAUGGUCACAGAUUCAGAAAAUAAUGACUCGGAAUUAGAAUAA